ACCAAACGUGGCUAACAGUGGGUGGACUUAAAAUUCCAGCGCAGUAAAGCAGUAAACCAGCUUUACUUUGUCUAAACCUAAGCCCAGCCUCUUCCCUUUUUCCUCUUUCUUCCCUUAUUAGUCUCAGGCCGCCCUUCUGGAGAAGCAGUUGAGCAAGCUGAUUCUUUCUUUUUUCCGGCAAUGGCGGACACAACCGCAGGAACUCCUUCCUUAUCCGAGCAAUAUUUAUUGAAGGACAAAGAGGAGAAGCCAGAUGUAGGUCCAAAACCUGUGGAAGUAAAAGAAGAUGUAAAACCAGAAACUAUUGUUUCUGUUGAUGCUGCUGUAGUGAAAGCUGAAGAAGAACCUGCAGCUGCUGCUGAAGAAAAAGCAGAAGAUACUGCUGGUGGAGGUGCUACUGAAGAAAGCACUAUAACUAAUCCUGCUGCUGAAAGCAGUAGUGAAGAUACUCCUGCUGUUGAUACCGAAAGCAGCGAAACCACUGAAGAGCAAAAUUCAACUGAACAGGAAGCCGCCGAGGAGACACCAAAGAUUAAGCUGGAGACAGCACCUGCUGAUUUCCGAUUCCCAACUACAAAUCAGACUAGGCACUGCUUUACCCGAUAUGUUGAGUAUCAUAGGUGCACAGCUGCCAAGGGAGAAGGUGCUCCAGAGUGUGACAAAUUUGCCAAAUUUUAUCGGUCCCUUUGUCCCGGUGAAUGGAUUGAUAGAUGGAAUGAGCAAAGGGAGAAUGGAACCUUUCCAGGCCCCCUGUAGAAGACCCUUGCACCGUUUAUUUUCUUCUGAAUCCAAGUUUCCACCACCAGAUGAAUUUCUUUAACGGAAAAGUAUAUUAUUCUUAGGGAAUGCCCUAUUUUAUUCAGUGAGUUAAUAAGAAAUUUUGGCUUGUCCAUCAGAACUAUAGCUCGGUCUGACUACAGAGAACGUUGUUGCUUUAACAUUUAUUGCUGAUCAUCUUUAAGAUGAAGCUUCUUUCUCCAUUUCCCCCCUGCUUUUACUGUUAAGAUUACUGGUUUGAGCCAGAAAGAAAACUGUUAGCAUUACUUCUUACAUAAUAAAGAUAUACUGCUUCUUAAAUAACUAA
Molecule: messenger RNA, 1084 nt
Organism: Ricinus communis (castor bean)
Lineage: Eukaryota; Viridiplantae; Streptophyta; Magnoliopsida; Malpighiales; Euphorbiaceae
Product: cytochrome c oxidase subunit 6b-1
Exons: 5
Coding region: 181-756 (191 amino acids)
Cellular component (GO): mitochondrion; respiratory chain complex IV
Source: RefSeq, a predicted model, not a curated record